Messenger RNA from Archocentrus centrarchus (flier cichlid), 2083 nucleotides. RefSeq names its product patatin-like phospholipase domain containing 4 (gene pnpla4). The record is from RefSeq and is a predicted model, not a curated record. Lineage: Eukaryota; Metazoa; Chordata; Actinopteri; Cichliformes; Cichlidae. Gene Ontology annotation, molecular function: retinyl-palmitate esterase activity; triacylglycerol lipase activity. The transcript has 8 exons. Gene Ontology annotation, biological process: triglyceride catabolic process; lipid homeostasis. The coding region runs from base 142 to 903 and encodes 253 amino acids. Gene Ontology annotation, cellular component: cytoplasm; lipid droplet; membrane.
CGCAGGAAGUUCCCGCACGGUUCGUUCUGUGACAAGAGCUCAACGUGAAGUAGAGCAACAAAGGGACAGGUGUGGAACGCAUGCGCGACGUGGCGGAAGCGCACGCGGUGCUGUGCCAGCAAACGAGUUCCGGUGCUGAGGAUGACAGUCCUGAACCUGUCCUUUGCUGCGUGCGGUUUCCUGGGGAUCUAUCACUUGGGUGCCGCGGGGGCCUUUCUCCGGCAUGGAGACAAGCUGCUGGGCUCCCUCAGGGCCUGUGCAGGAGCUUCGGCCGGGGCGCUGGUGGCUGCUGUAAUGAUCACGGCACCUGAAAAGUUAGAGCACUGCAAAGAUUUCACCUACAGGUUUGCUGAAAGUGUGAGGCAGCAGCGGUUUGGAGCUGUCACGCCAGGAUUCAACUUUAUGCUCACGCUCCGGGAGGGGAUAGAAGAGAUUCUGCCCGGAGAAGCUCACAGUCUGGCCACGCACCGCCUCUAUGUGUCGGUAACACACUCAGAAAGUGGCAAGAACCACAUCAUAUCCACAUUUACCUCCAGGGAGGAGCUCAUAAAGGUUCUGUUAGCCAGCAGCUUUGUGCCGGUCUAUGCUGGACUCAGACCAGUGGAGUUCAGAGGAAAGAAAUGGAUUGAUGGAGGAUUCACUGACAGCCUGCCCAUUCUGCCUGUGGGCCGAACCAUCACAGUGUCCCCCUUUGCUGGACUGCAGGAUGUGUGUCCCGUCCACAGGGGGAGCUUCAACACGCAACUCAGACUGGCCAACAUGAACAUAAUGUUUUCCGUGGAGAACAUCAAACGUCUGAACCAGGCUCUGUUCCCUCCAUCCACCAGCACCCUGCAGUCUUUAUGUGAAGAAGGCUUCGCUGAUGCUGUGAAGUUCUUAAAGAGGGAAGCCCUGAUGAGCUGAGUGUCAUGGGAAAAAGCAUGUGACGCUUGAAGCAUCAUUUAGAGAAUAAAUAUUGUGUAUUUUCUGUAUUUAUUUCCUGGGUGGCUUCAGUUUGUUAAAAAAAAUGCCCAAAUAUCAGGACUGUUUCCACGGAGCGAUGGUGAGAAAUACUGUGUCCUUUUUUUUUUUUCCUGGAUCGAGAUCUCAGUGGAUGUUUGUGAAGCAUGAAGCAAGGUGUGCAUGAUUGUGAGCUUCAGUCAGAUAACUUCUAUCACACAGGUGUCCUCUUCAUGACAGCAGCUCAACACGAUGAAAGGCCCACGUGUGAACGUGGACUUUUCAUCAAUUUUCCAAGGAAGCAUUUAAUUUCCCCUGACUUGAAGCAGUGCAAAAAAUAUCGGAUAUCCAUUACCCGCUUCACAGGAAGUUCAUGCUGCCGUCAUGGAUGUUUGGGAGCGCCCUCGGGACACGCGGGAGCGUCGUCUUUGAAGUGUUGGAUGUUUCUUGUAGGUUUGACUGCUGCUGGGUUACCGUUUGAUUUCCUUCAGCUUCGGGAAACGGAGCAAAUUCUCCCGUUUCCAGCCGACUGGAGCGGUCCGUGAAAGCUGCUCUCCCUCCGGACAGUCUGACGUACAGGCAGCUGCUUCACUGAACAGUUAGAUUUAUAUAAACUGCACAGUGAUUACAAGGAGCUGGGACUGCACAUACACACACUGUAUGAAAGGAGUGGAUGUCGCCACCAUGACAUCACCCACACGUCUGUGGACUGUUGUUUGGACUGAGUUUGGAUUUGUCCACUUUGGCUGAGAGAGUGGCACUGGUCACUUUAACACACGGGGGCUAAGUCCAUCUUUCAGAUACAGUCUGUGUGCACGUUUCAUUUCUGUAAACAAACACGUGACACUUUUCUUUCAAACUGUUUCAUCUGAGUGGAAUAUAUGAAUAUAUGAGCAGAGACAGCUUAUUUAAACGUGAAACUAAUUUCAGUAUCUUCAUCAUCACUCUCAGCUGAUGGUCAGAACAGUUCAUCAGUGAACUUCUUCCCUCUGAAAGCUUUGAACAGACUAAUACAAACUUGGCAUGAGGUUGAAUAUACCUGGAAAAGUUUGGAUUCAUUACAAUAACCUGGAUCAUAUUCAGAGUUCUGGAACAGGUGCUGCUCACACUUUAAAAACACCACAGGUUCCUUUCAAAUAAAUUC